Messenger RNA from Aspergillus novofumigatus IBT 16806, 520 nucleotides. RefSeq lists its product as uncharacterized. The coding region runs from base 103 to 345 and encodes 80 amino acids. Lineage: Eukaryota; Fungi; Ascomycota; Eurotiomycetes; Eurotiales; Aspergillaceae. The transcript is spliced from 2 exons. The record is from RefSeq and is a predicted model, not a curated record.
UAAUGCUCCUUUUUCAACGCUGUCCAUAUACCAGAGGUAUCACGGCACCGUUCUUCUUGUGGACAUUUUUAAUGAGCAUCUAUAUGAUUGUCUUAACGGAACAUGUCUGAAAACGGCAAGCUACACGAGAGUGACGAGACUCCCGAGUCUUCAAGCCGGGGUCGGUCCCAGUUCCUCGCGGACCAGGAUCCGCACCAGGAGGGAGAAAGACCUGCCAAAUGGGAUAAAUUAGGGGAUCAGACAACCCACAAUUCGGAGCUCUCCGACUUUCUGCUACGAGUCUCUUCGAUAAAUGGCCUUGAUUCGACUCGCUACAUUGGUGGAAAGAAUCGGAAAGGGUCCUAGGCUAGUCACCACUGAGAUACCCAUCCAGGCAUUCAUUGAAGAAGUGACAAGUGAUUGUGUUCGUUGUGUCACACGUAUUGUGAUCUUCUUUUUGGCGCUUCUCACCAGAUAUACAAUCAAACUGAACUAGUGACGCAAGAGGACAGAUUUGAAUGCAAAUAUAUAGCUUAUCAAC